Sorex fumeus (smoky shrew) is the source of this 434-nucleotide messenger RNA. Its product is annotated as histone H2B type 1-C/E/F/G/I-like. Gene Ontology annotation, cellular component: nucleosome. Lineage: Eukaryota; Metazoa; Chordata; Mammalia; Eulipotyphla; Soricidae. The transcript has a single exon. Gene Ontology annotation, molecular function: structural constituent of chromatin; DNA binding; protein heterodimerization activity. The record is from RefSeq and is a predicted model, not a curated record. Bases 1 to 381 code for a protein of 126 amino acids.
AUGCCCGAGCCCGCCAAGGCCGCCCCGGCGCCCAAGAAGGGCUCCAAGAAGGCCGUGACCAAGGCGCAGAAGAAGGACGGCAAGAGGCGCAAGCGCGGCCGCAAGGAGAGCUACUCCGUCUACGUGUACAAGGUGCUCAAGCAGGUGCACCCCGACACGGGCAUCUCGUCCAAGGCCAUGGGCAUCAUGAACUCGUUCGUCAACGACAUCUUCGAGCGCAUCGCCGGCGAGGCGUCCCGCCUGGCGCACUACAACAAGCGCUCGACCAUCACGUCGCGGGAGAUCCAGACGGCCGUGCGCCUGCUGCUGCCCGGCGAGCUGGCCAAGCACGCCGUGUCCGAGGGCACCAAGGCCGUCACCAAGUACACCAGCUCCAAGUGAGGCCCUGCGGGGACGAGGCCCCAAAGGCUCUUUUCAGAGCCACCCCACCCGCG